Messenger RNA from Cylas formicarius (sweet potato weevil), 743 nucleotides. RefSeq lists its product as uncharacterized. The record is from RefSeq and is a predicted model, not a curated record. The transcript has a single exon. NCBI's taxonomy places the organism in Eukaryota, Metazoa, Arthropoda, Insecta, Coleoptera, Brentidae. The coding region runs from base 117 to 698 and encodes 193 amino acids.
UUAUUACCGCUUUAAUUAUUAUUAAACAAUUUUGACUUAUGUCAAAGGUUCUUCGAAGCACGUCCGGCGGUUAUUAUUCUUUCAUUCAGCAAAAUUUCGCUCGAGUUCUUUAAAAAAUGCCUCCCUUCAAACUCGAAGCCCUCAAACACAGCCCGCAAGAACUCAGAACGCAAAGACUACUACACACCAAACAGACCUACGGAAAGAACGUGAAGGUAGAGGGUUGGGAGCAGCAUGCCGAACGCCAACGUGUUGAUCAGGAUCCUAAUGAUCCAGAACAUUACAGCUUGCAUUUAUCUCACUACGCCCGGUUAGGAGAUCAAGAUGUCGGCCAUUUUGAAACCACUACGCGCCAAAUGCUCCGAAGCGGAUCCCAGGCGCAAGACAAACCGAAAGUGCAGAAAGCGUUGAUCAACUUUUUCACUUUUCCCGAGAUUCGGAUCGAGGAAUACCCCCACUGUCGGGAUAUGAUGGUACCGAAUGAUUACGUAUCGACUAUGCAGUACGGGUAUCAGGCGCCGUACCCCUGCGAAAUGGGAUUGGUGUCGUUACGGGUUGAUGCUGGAAUGCACAGACGUAUGAGGCCGAGUGAAGAGUGUAAAUUUUUAGACGACAACUUAGCGGACUACACUAAAACUUUGCAGAAAGUUAAAGGAUCGAGACACAAGGACACCCACGACAGUUGUUUCGGCUUUUGAAAGGGACGAGAUUCUUUAAACUAUGGUUUGAAAAACUUGUUUCCA